AUGGACCUGACAAUACUCCAAUGCAACCUGAACGGGAGGAGCGCGGCACAUUCGCUGCUCCCGCAAAUUGCGGCGGAAACGGACGCGAACGUGCUUGUGAUAAGCCAGCAGUACAGAAACCUCUCCGAGCCAUCGUGGAUCGCUAGCAGCUCGAACACGGCGGCGGUGUCGGUGCAAGGGGUGAACGCGGCGCGGAUUAUAGACAGUGGGGCCGAAAAAGACUAUGCUUGGGUAAGGGUGGGUUCUGUCACUAUUGUCAGUGUCUACCUUUCUCCGAACAAUAGUGCGCGCGAAUACGAAGACAAACUGGAAGCCCUGGAAGACGUCGUCAGAAACCUUACUGGCUAUGUAAUCGGGGCGGGCGACUUUAACGCGAGAGUGAUCGAAUGGGGGAUGCCUACGACGAACAGACGAGGACGACUGAUUCUACAAAUGGUCGCCCGACUAGAAUUGGAAGUCAUAAAUCACGGAAACGUGACCACCUAUAGACGACCCGGCUUUGGUAAUUCUAUACCAGAUAUAACCCUAGCCACGGACAGGAUGUUGACAAGGCUGAGGGGAUGGAGAGUGAUCGAGAACAACACAGCCAGUGAUCACCAGUACAUCGUCUUCAACCUGACUAAUGACGCCACGUCGAGGCAAAGACAGAGCAUGCGGACAACACGAUGGGACAUUGGACGCAUAAACAGGGACGAAAUCAGGAGGCAACUACGGAACGUAGCAAUACCUUCUGCGGAUCUGUCUCAAGGACGGGCGGAUCAAGCCGCGGCUGAAUGGAGUGCUAAUGAUCUGGAAAAGUAUCUGCAGCGCAUCUGCGAGGCCGCGAUGCCACGGAAACGAUACAGACAGGACAGAAGGCAGACUUACUGA
Molecule: messenger RNA, 870 nt
Organism: Nasonia vitripennis (jewel wasp)
Lineage: Eukaryota; Metazoa; Arthropoda; Insecta; Hymenoptera; Pteromalidae
Exons: 1
Coding region: 1-870 (289 amino acids)
Molecular function (GO): catalytic activity
Source: RefSeq, a predicted model, not a curated record